Molecule: messenger RNA, 2169 nt
Organism: Closterium sp. NIES-65
Lineage: Eukaryota; Viridiplantae; Streptophyta; Zygnematophyceae; Desmidiales; Closteriaceae
Source: the annotation of a GenBank genome assembly
AUGCAGAGAGAGGGAAGAGCUAGACAAGUGGAAGCGGCCUUUGCGGUGCCUCACAGGCCGUUCGGAAUGGGAUCAAGUGAGGAAGUAGCAGCGAGCUUUGCGGAACCUCGGAGGCCGUUUGGAGAGGGAUCAAGUAGGGCUGUGACAGAAUCAAUAGACGAUGCAGGUGCAGGAUCAGAGGCCAUAAAGCUAGUGUCAGCCGCACUGGUAGGAGGGGAAGGAGGAGGGGGAGGAGGAGGAGGAGGAGGAGGAGGGGAGGAGGAGGAGGAGGAGGAGGAGGAGGAGGAGGAGGAGGAGGAGGAGGAGGAGGAGGACGGGGAAGAGAAGGAUUCUGCCUCUGCCUCCUCCGCCUCUCUCUCUGCCCUCCCAUCCACCUUUGCUGAUAUUUCCAUCCCUGAAGCUGCACUCACCAGCAGUCGUCUCCAUGCCAUCCCCCCCACUCACACCUCAGAAGACAAUCCUGUGUUUAGUAACGCAACCAUGGAUCGCCUCUCAAUACUGCCAGGGAAUCUGCCAAGUGCCGCGGUGAUUGGAAAGGGGUUGCUUGGACAUGAAGCACUUGGAGCAGAUCUGGGCAGGUUUGAGGAGAUGGUGUUUGAGGAGAUGGGGUUUGAUGAAAUGGGGUUUGAGGAGAUGGGGUUUGAAGGCUUGACAGAAGGUGAGAGGGAGUGGACCUCUGAUCUUGCGGAGCAGUUUGCUCAGCAGCUGGGGCGGAUAGAAGAAACCGAUGGGGCUGGAGGGAUUGGGGUUGGUGUUACAGCAGGGAGGGAGGGAGUGGAAGAACGGGAGAUGACUUCAGAGGAAGAAAGCAGUGGAAGCAGAGAGACUGCUGGUGGGGAAGGAGUGAUGGAGGAGGAAGGAGGCGCAGGGGAGACGAGGACGGGAACGGAUGAGCGUUUGGCGAUGGAAAUGGGGCCUUCUGAUCGAUACUUCCAGCUGCCUAGCUCUGAGGAUUCGCCUCACGAAAGCAGACAGCAAGGAGGCGGGACAAUCUCUGUGGGUGAAAAAGGCCGUGGCGGUCAACAGGGUCAACAGGGCGGAGGGGCAGGUGUGGUGGUGGGUGUGGCAGCAGGGGCAGGGGGUUCAUCCUCUCAUGCAGGCACGGAGCAGAGUCUUUCUCCAGUACGAACCACAGCACAGGCAGCAGGGCAGCACGCAUUGCCAGCAGGGCAGCACGCAGUAACAGGGGCACAAGUGUUGGAAGGGCAGCAAGCGUUGGCUAGGCCGCAAACAGCAGGGCUGCCAGUCCCAAGCGAACUACAAACGGUUUCAUGGGGUUUCAGUGUGGAUGUGUCUGGGGGAUUCAUGACCCCUGGUGAGGAUGGUUCUCUGAAAGAAGCGAAGGAGGAGGUGGAGGUUCCCAGCAUGGCAGGUUCGGCUUCAAGUGUGCUUCCUAGCUGGCAUGCUGAUAUGAUGCAGUAUGCUGCUGGCAUGAUGUCCGCGUUUGCGCCGUAUCAGAGGGAUGAUCAUGGCAUGCGUACUUCAGCCCCUGAUACCCUGCCAUGUGUGGGCAACAUAGGUGGUGUGGGUGGUGGGAGCGGUGCUAGUGGUGCUGGCAUUGCUGGUGGUGUGGUUGGUGUCGGUCCAUUGGAUGGUGUCCCUGCUGCUGAUGCUGGCACCAAUGUGGCUAGUGGGAAUGGCUUGAAUACUACCAGUGCUGCCGGUGUUGCUGGUGGCGCUGCUGGUGUUGCACCUGUUGCUGGUGUGGCUGGUGUCUCUGGUGUUGCUGCUCGUCCUGAUGUGUCGGCGUUGGCACCCUCCCCAGCCACCUCUUUUGAGCCGAAUUCAACUAUCCCUGUGCACAGGGUGAGGCGAUCACAGUCCCAUGAUCAGAGACCAAUGGGAGCUGGACAGCUGGGCGGGCAACUCUUGCGCACGUCAACAUUCCAGCCGAUAGUUCCGGCCAGCAAGUAUGUUCAAGAGCUCCAAAGAACGAUCAAGAAGCCGCCUUGGUUACCGGCCAGGAGGAGGGGCAGAGGAGACGGAAUAGCGGUGGAGGAGGAGGAGGAGGAGGAGGAGGAGGAGGAGGAGGAGGAGGAGGAGGAGGAGGAGGAGGAGGAGGAGGAGGAGGAGGAGGAGGAGGAGGAGGAGUAUUUGACAGUUAGGAGCAACGACUGGCUGAACGAGCACAGUAGAGAUUGUAGUGAGUUGUCAUGGCUGAUGAAGUAG